AAUUCCACCAGGUUUCUCUCUCUCUCUCUCUCUGCGAGGUGGGCGAAUUUAGUAUCACGGAAUCACGUGGACGGCAGGCAGUUUCUUCUGGACGGACGUGGACGGGAGGGUAACCGAUUCCAUCCAUCAACCGUAUCGGAAUGCUCUUCACCUCUCGCCAGCCGAUGUGAGCAGACGGAGCUUACAUUGAGCAGGCCAGUGGGCUGCCAUAUCCAAAGAACAGGGAAACAGGGAAAGAAGUGGGGGAGAGGGAGAGGAGAUGCUUUCUUCGCUCUCUUCGGUCAUGGUCCUGCCAUCUUGGAGUGGGGCCAUUGUGCUGACUUCGUACUUCGGGUAUCUGGUGAUCGCCGGAAGUAUUCUUCCGGGAAAGCUCGUCCCUGGAGCGGUUUUAUCGGACGGAACGCGCCUUCACUAUAGAUGCAAUGGACUUCUCUCACUUUUGCUGCUUAUUACUCUUUCGGGGAUCGGUGUUGGCAUGAACAUGAUGUUACCUACGGUCGUAGCAGACUUGGGAGCGCAACUAUUCUCAACCACUCUAUUGUUUAGUUUACUGGUGUCCUUCAUGUUAUAUGCCAUCGGUUGCAGGUCUGGAGAUAAAAGCUCGUCCUUAAAAGCACAUGUUACUGGAAAUAUUGUUCACGACUGGUGGUACGGGGUACAGUUAAAUCCAGACGUCCUUGGUGUUGACCUCAAAUUCUUUUUUGUUAGAGCUGGGAUGAUGGGAUGGAUUCUUAUCAAUCUGUCUAUUUUGGCAAAAAGUGUGAAAGAUGGCAAAUUAUCCCUUCCAAUGAUCCUUUACCAGACAUAUAGCAUGUUGUAUGUUUUGGAUUACUUCUGGUAUGAGGAGUUCAUGACCUCCACGUGGGACAUCAUUGCAGAAAGAUUGGGCUUCAUGUUAGUCUUUGGAGAUCUAGUUUGGAUACCAUUCACCUUCAGUAUACAGGGCUGGUGGCUUUUGGAAAACAAAGUGGAUCUGCCGAAGGCUGCAGCUCUUGCCAGCACUUUGGUUUUUGUGAUUGGUUAUCAGGUAUUUAGGGGAUCAAAUGGGCAGAAGCAUGUUUUCAAAAAGGAUCCAAAGGCUCACAUAUGGGGGAAGCCUCCAAAAGUUAUUGGUGGCAAGUUGCUCGCUUCUGGCUAUUGGGGAAUCGCCAGGCACUGCAAUUACCUGGGGGACUUGCUGCUAGCUUUAUCAUUCAGUUUACCUUGUGGGGCUAGUUCUGUGGUUCCUUACUUUUAUCCAAUAUAUCUGCUAAUUCUGCUGAUUUGGAGGGAAAGAAGAGAUGAAGCCAGGUGCAGGCAGAAGUAUAAGGAAGUCUGGGUUGAAUACUGCAGGCUUGUUCCUUGGCGAAUACUGCCAUAUGUAUAUUAGACAAGACAGAUAAGCUUUACUUGUCUUGGUCUUUGUUUACUGUUUUCAGGAAGAAGAGGCUACCAAGAUACUCCCAAAUCAAGCAAAACUGAAUCUGUUGACAACCAGGAGACAGUUUUAUUUGAAUUCUAACUUUUUCUUUA
Messenger RNA from Nymphaea colorata (pocket water lily), 1512 nucleotides. RefSeq names its product delta(14)-sterol reductase. Gene Ontology annotation, biological process: sterol biosynthetic process. The record is from RefSeq and is a predicted model, not a curated record. Gene Ontology annotation, cellular component: endoplasmic reticulum membrane. The coding region runs from base 260 to 1369 and encodes 369 amino acids. Gene Ontology annotation, molecular function: Delta14-sterol reductase activity. The transcript has 13 exons. Lineage: Eukaryota; Viridiplantae; Streptophyta; Magnoliopsida; Nymphaeales; Nymphaeaceae.